Vanrija pseudolonga is the source of this 1089-nucleotide messenger RNA. RefSeq lists its product as uncharacterized. The transcript has a single exon. The record is from RefSeq and is a predicted model, not a curated record. Lineage: Eukaryota; Fungi; Basidiomycota; Tremellomycetes; Trichosporonales; Trichosporonaceae. Bases 1 to 1089 code for a protein of 362 amino acids.
AUGCCCGGUGCCUCCUCCUUGCCCAUGGCGAUAGACCACACUGCCUUCCCCGAGAUAAUUGACGCAAUCCUCAACGACUCGGCUCGUGACGCUCUCCUCAGCUUCCGCGGCGCCAGCUCCUACUACCUCGAGAAGAUAAACGCUCAGCUGUUCAAGCACGUCUGCAUCGUUUGCGUGGACAGCAAGCCCAUCGACAACACCUCGGAGCUUCAGCGUCACACCUUCCUCCUCCUCGACGUCGACGGCGAGAGGCUUCCCAUCUCCCACUUCACCGUGGACGAGAUUGACGACGACAAUGAAACUCCCAAGGCCCACUGGCGCGGCCGACACCGUGGAAUGACGAAACACAUUGUCGUCAAGCUCCUUCAUUACGUGCAAGUUGUCGACUCGCCGAUAACCUUCCCUCGCUGCAACAAUGUCGACAUGCCCAACCUGCGCGUCACACGCGUCUACGACGAGGACACAGAGGAACUUCCCUGGUCGUACUACCAACCUCCCGCCGACACGAUCGUCAUGUGGGCUUCUCAGCUCCCACUCGCCCCACCAGUCUAUGACAACGACCCGAGUCUCGUGUUUCACCACGUCAUCCGUCACGUCGUGAUCAACGUGUCGAUCGGGGAAGCGUGCCGCGACGCCGACCCCUUCUCUGAUUUCAAGGCAUCAUGGCGUCUUCCCAAGGUCAUCAUCAUCGUCACACCCAAGUCACCCAUCAGCCUGUACGACUGGUCUUUCGUUUCCCAGAACCUCAUCAGGUUUCUUAAGGUCGCAGGUCAAGGACGAACGGAGAGCGCGGUUCAAAUCGUCGGCCUCGCAGAGGCCCUCCGGCAGACGUACUCCCUGCUCGUGCCGGCCAUCGACCUGGAGGCGAUGACCGCUGGCAGCCUUUAUGACCUUAUGAAAGGUUGCCAUUGGCUCGUCGCGCUUUUAGGCAACGAGCCUGAGGCACACGUCCCGAUCCUGCUGCGAGAGCUCUUCGAAACGCUCGAGCAGUUCAGUGUCCCCUGCAUGGAGCUCCCCGACUACAAGAAGACCCUCACCACCGACGAAAUCGCUACGCAGCUCAUUCCCAACAGUUUCAUUGAGUUGUAG